AUGGCGGAGAUGAUGACGAGCGACCUCCCGCACCAGGAGGACCACCACAGCCCGACGAGAGAGCUCACCGAGAAGGAAACAGAGAGCGAACGCGGCGUCGAGCCUGUGGUCCCGCGCUUAGACCCGCCAAAGGCAGAGGGGGUUCCUCGCGCAGACGGAAAGCGUGAACUGACGGAAAAUGACUGCUACGACAAGCUAGCCUACUGCUGGCCGCGGUGGAAGAAAUGGAUGUAUCUCGCGUCGGUCGCGGCCGUCCAAGUCUCCAUGAACUUCAACACGUCCGUGUUCCCCAAUGCCGUGAGGCCCCUGUCGACGGCGUUUCACAUCGGUCCGCAGGAGGCCAGAGUAGGGCAGAUGAUCUAUCUCGUUACCUAUUCCAUCGGGUGUGAGCUGUGGGCGCCGUGGAGCGAGGAAUUCGGUCGCUGGCCGAUUCUUCAGCUGUCCAUGUUUCUUAUUAACAUCUGGCAGAUUCCCGCGGCCUUGGCUCCCAAUUGGGGGACCAUCGUCGUUGCUCGUGGGCUGGUUAGUUCUCGUUCUCCCGCAUUGAGAGGAAGCGCAGUCGCUCGAGUUGACCAUGGAAUGCUGAUGGAAUUGGCACGACCCAGGGGGGCGUUUCUACCGCCGGUGGCAGUGUCACGCUGGGACUCAUUGCCGACCUCUACGAAGCCGAAACGCAGCAGUUUCCCCUUGCCUUCAUCGUCCUCUCCUCUGCCAUCGGGACAAGCAUUGGGGGUGUGA
This is a messenger RNA of Monascus purpureus, 738 nucleotides long. The record is from the annotation of a GenBank genome assembly. Lineage: Eukaryota; Fungi; Ascomycota; Eurotiomycetes; Eurotiales; Aspergillaceae.